Messenger RNA from Penaeus vannamei (Pacific white shrimp), 832 nucleotides. The record is from RefSeq and is a predicted model, not a curated record. Lineage: Eukaryota; Metazoa; Arthropoda; Malacostraca; Decapoda; Penaeidae.
ACACGGUAAACGAACCAAAACAAACGUGUCGAAGGAAUCACACAGGAGACAGUAUCCGGGACCGCACCUUCUCAUAGUCACCGCUUCUUAACUCUUUUUUUUCGUAAAUUACUGGUAACUAUGGCAGAUCGGAGCACGCAGAUGAAGAACUCCAUUAACCAGAAGUUGGUGGAGACGGGAGAAAAGGAGAGAUUGAAGGACAUGUUGAGACAAAGACUAACAGAAUGUGGAUGGAGAGACGAACUCAAGGAACACGCCAAGGAUAUUGUACGAGAACGAGGGCUGCAGCAAGUAACUGUAGAUGACUUAGUGAAGGAGAUCACUCCGCAGGGAAGAGAUUUGGUUCCAGAUACAGUGAAGCGGGAACUUUUAGCAGAAAUAAAGAAGUUCCUUGCAGCACAAUCUCUAUAACAAUUUUUUUUGUAAUUUUAAUGAUUUAGUUAAAAGUUUUAUCUACAGGAUUUACUUGGUAUAUGAAGAGAUCAAUUUUAGAUCCUUAAAAAAAAAAAAGACCUAGAGGAAAAGAUUGUUAAAUAUGCAGUUCACAAUUUAUACUGGACUCAAAUAACUUUUUUAUCAUCAUUAGUAUUAUUAUUUUUACAUUUGCUCAUCAUUUAUAAGAACAAAUCACAUUUUAUUUUGAUUGUGUGGAAGUGCAAAAUAUUACAGUUUGUAUCACUGACCUAUUCAGGUAUAUAAAGUUUUCUUGAAGUACAAGAAAAUGUGAGAAAUUAUCUUUAUCACUCCUUUGUGAGUUUCCUCUUUUCUUGUGAAGAUUUUCUUCACAGUACUGUUAGAGUUUAUAGUGUGGAAUAAACCUUGAACCUUCAAA